UAGAAAAAUCAACAAUUUCGAAAGAAGUCACAUUUAGCGACAAGCUCUUAACAAUUUUGAAAAAAAGCUAACUUAGCUCGAUAACAGCUAAGCUGGCAACACUGUUUGCGAGUGUUGUGCAACAACAAUAAGGCCAACCCCCCUCUCAACACACACACACACACACAGACAUGCUCAAGUUAAUUGAAUGUUGCCUAAUUCGCUACAGCCACGAAAAACAUCAACAUAUCCUGCAAGAACCCAGCUAAAACUGGAACUGGAAAGGCGAAAAAUUUCUAUACAUAUAUAUGUUUUGUUAGCAAAAUGCCAAGUGACGCCAAUUUUAUAGACUUUUUCUAAAAAAACAACAAAGUAAAAAUACACAGCAGCAAUAAAUUUAAUAGAAAUAUAGAUACAUAUACGACAUUAAUCCCGGCGCCAGAUUUAGCUGAGCAUGGCUGUCGGCGGACGGACUCGGAAGCGCAAACACAGAAGCCAUGCGGCUGGCGACACGCCGACGACAACAGCAGCAGCAGCAGCAGCGGCAGGAACAGCAGCAACAGCGACAGCAGCAAUAACUAACAGCAGCAGCAGCAGCGGGAACACGCCGGCAACAGGGGGGCUGGGCAGGGGCUGGCCCAUGCUGGAGCAGCGUGAUUUGCUGGAGGAUGUCACACAGGGCGCUGGCGAGGCUAAUAAUUUCACGCAUAAUUUCGUGGAUUUGCAAAAUCUCUUGAAUUUCAAUGAUGCUGCCAGCAGCAACAACAGCAACAACAGCAGCAACAAUGUUGUCGGCGUCAGCUUCUCGCCGAGUGCUAUUAAAUUGAGUAACGGGGCCAUUACGGACACACUUCUGGGCACCAUCUUGACCACGGCAACGGCAACGGUGGCGCCCGCCGCCAGCUCCCUGAUAUCCAGCCUUACUGCUGCCACAGCAACAGCAACAACUACAACAGCCGCAACAGCAACAAGCAGCAGCAGUUCCCAGUUGGCGGCAAUUGGCAUGCCCGGCGCCGUGAUUGUGGCCGAUGCCACCUCGUCCAGCUAUUAUGCCAGCCUGCUGAACAUGUCGCCGGCCACCACGAGCCUGAUUACGGCGGCGGCGGCCACCAAGUCGUACAAUGACAGCUUGCUGCGCUGGGAUCAACUCGAUGGCAAUGUGGACUUUGGCUUUGAUCCGCUCUAUCGCCACUCGCUGGCCAUGUCCAUUGUCUAUUGUGUCGCCUAUAUUGUCGUGUUCCUCGUCGGUCUCAUUGGCAACAGCUUUGUGAUUGCCGUCGUCCUGCGUGCCCCGCGUAUGCGCACCGUGACCAACUACUUCAUUGUCAACCUCGCCAUUGCCGACAUUCUGGUGAUUGUCUUCUGUCUGCCCGCUACGCUAAUUGGCAACCUUUUUGUGCCCUGGAUGCUCGGCUGGCUGAUGUGCAAGUUUGUGCCCUACAUACAGGGUGUCUCGGUGGCGGCUUCGGUUUACAGCUUAAUUGCCGUCUCGCUAGACAGGUUCAUUGCCAUCUGGUGGCCAUUGAAGCAGAUGACAAAGCGACGUGCACGCAUCAUGAUAAUCGGCAUUUGGGUAAUCGCAUUGGUUACCACCAUUCCGUGGCUAUUGUUCUUCGAUUUGGUGCCCGCGGAGGAGGUCUUCUCGGAUGCCCUGGUCUCAAGCUAUACGCAGCCGCAGUAUUUGUGCCAGGAGGUCUGGCCGCCGGGCACCGAUGGCAAUUUGUACUUUCUGCUGGCCAAUUUGGUGGCCUGCUAUUUGCUGCCCAUGUCCCUGAUAACAUUAUGCUACGUUCUGAUUUGGAUCAAGGUCUCGACGCGCAGCAUACCUGGCGAGCUCUCCAAGGACGCACAGAUGGACCGCAUGCAGCAGAAGAGCAAGGUGAAGGUCAUCAAAAUGCUUGUCGCCGUUGUCAUAUUGUUUGUCCUGUCCUGGCUGCCACUCUACGUGAUUUUUGCACGCAUCAAGUUCGGCUCGGAUAUAUCGCAGGAGGAGUUCGAGAUACUCAAGAAGGUGAUGCCGCUGGCCCAGUGGCUGGGCUCAUCGAAUAGCUGCAUCAAUCCCAUACUCUACUCAGUCAACAAGAAAUAUCGACGCGGCUUUGCGGCCAUCAUCAAGUCGCGCAGCUGCUGCGGCAGACUCAGAUACUAUGACAAUGUGGCCAUUGCUUCGUCUACGACCAGCACCAGGAAGUCCUCGCACUAUCAUCCAAACGGUUCGCGCAAGAGUCCCAGCAGCCCAGGUCUGAGGAAGACCAAUGCCGUCUCGUACAUUUACGAGCACAACUCGCUGCGUCGCCACAAUCUGAUGAUGAAGCAGGACAGCAAUUUGUCUCAGCAGAUGCUGCUCAAGCAGGACUCGCACGGCUCACGGCAGUUCCUCAUCAAGCAGGAGAGCUCCUGCAGCGACGCCUCCGGCACGCGGCGUCUGCUCUGCCAGCAGGACAGCAACGGCAGCAAGGUGUCGCUCUCCAAGCAGGACUCGAUUGUCUCCUACAUGGAGUCGCGCCGCGUGGCCGCACUCGCUGCCCAGGAGCGCUCCGUGGACUCGGCGUUGACCCAACAGGACACCAUAUCGAUCGAGUCGCGUCGCGGCGGCGCCCAAGCCACGCCCGCAUCCCUGCUGGACAAGCGGCAGAAGUUCGUCAAGCAGGAUUCGGUCAUAAGCUUUGUGGACCAGCGACCGGAGCCGCGCCGCCAUCAGCUGGUGAAGCAGGACUCGGUCAUCUCGUUUGCCGACCAGCGACGCGGCCUGCUCCACAAGCAGGACUCGUUGAUGACCAACCGUUCCGGCGAUGCGCCCACACACCAUGUCUCCAUACUGAAGAAGACCGACUCGCAGCUCAGCUACGGCACCUCCUCCUCCUCCUCCUCCGCCUCUCCCCGCCGCAACGUCGAGCUGUAUGAGUAGACCCCAACUUGGGAAUAAAUACUUAUAUCUAUCUACACACACUCGUACAUAAGCCUAUAAACUGAUCAGAUCUUGGAGAGCGGAGCAGCAGCAUGAGGGGGGGUAACCGCCUGCGACUGUGAUAGAGGUCGGAAGCUCAGAGCCAGGCUGGCGCCGGGCAAAGGUUCGGACCAAUUUGUUAACGUGUUGGGGCGGGACAUAAACAUGAAAACAAGGUUAGCCCAGUUAACUUCGGCAUGCCGACGAUUUAAUACUCUUGCAGACUAGCUAACUGAUUUUUAAAAACAAAAGAUUACAUAUUACAUUUCCGACCUUAAUAUGCGUAAGCCUAGUUCAAGACGAUUCAAAGCCUGGCUUAAGAUAUCCUGAAUGAGAAAAAAAUUAGUUGCCCUAAAAACCACAUUGAUCCUUUAGCCUUGUUCAAGCCGAUUCAAACUCAUUAAGGCUGGGCUUUGAUAUUUUGAAUGAAAAAAAAGAAAGUAGUUGACCUAAAAAGAAAAUUUCUAAUGACUGUUCCUUUGGUAAUUAUAUGAUAUAAUAGUUCGAUUUUUA
Messenger RNA from Drosophila virilis, 3439 nucleotides. It is a transcript of the gene SIFaR, whose product is annotated as SIFamide receptor. Gene Ontology annotation, cellular component: plasma membrane. Gene Ontology annotation, molecular function: peptide binding; neuropeptide Y receptor activity. Gene Ontology annotation, biological process: cellular response to hormone stimulus; G protein-coupled receptor signaling pathway. The record is from RefSeq and is a predicted model, not a curated record. NCBI's taxonomy places the organism in Eukaryota, Metazoa, Arthropoda, Insecta, Diptera, Drosophilidae.